AUGGCCUUACGUGCCGUGCUGAACAGAGCCAAACCAUGGGCAGUGGCCCGGCGUCGUCAUCAUCAACUUUUUAAGGCGAAUCAAUUGGAUGUGUUGAUGCAGUUAGCCGUAUCGAAUCCAUCCUUGCCCAUAAUUUCAUACUUCACAGCAGCAGCAGCCGCCGCCGCUGCUGUUUGCAUACCCACCACAAUCAUCGAAGCCUUAGCGUCCGCUCAAUUUGCCGUGUCGGAGCACAAUGAAACCCGGGACGGCAAUAUUCGGUUCGAAAGGGUUGUCAGAGCAAGCAGAUUGGUGGCUGUUCACGGGUAUGAUUAUUACCUAACUUUUGAGGGAACUGAUGAGAAUGGCGUUUUAAAUGUUUACUAUGCCGAAGUUUGUGACUCCCCUUCUAAGAAGUGUUUGCGCCAUUGGCAACUGGUCGAUGAUUCCUUUUCUUACCCUUUCCGCAAAUUGAGUGCAGAUAUGAACAAAAAAAAAGGGUACUACAUAUCUCAUCAUGACCCUAGGCAUUUUUUAAGAGUGUUUCUGCCCACAGUGUCUCUGAGAUACAAAGAUGAUGCGAGCCCUAUGACCUCUGAGGAAUCACAGCGUGGUCUCUCCCUAGAAAAUCCUGAUCCGGCUAGAAAAACUAUGAACUCUGAGGAAAGCAUUCAGAACGUCCCUGAUUCUUCUUCGUCUUCAAGUGAUGAUCAUAUAGACCCCACUGAUGUUGUCCCGGUUUAUAACAUGAUUCAUUGUGGAAAGGUUGCCUACUAUGCUGCAUCUGCUGUGGAAAUUUACAGAGAAAAGAUGGGGCAAAAACUCUGCCUUGCCGAAGUCUUACAUGCAAGCAAAGAAUACAUUGAUGGCAAGUUGGUUUACAUUUUAAUGUUGAAGGCAAUCAAUGACAGAAGGGAGUACAGGUUUCUCCAUGCCAUGCUUGAAGUAUCGGAACUGAAGAAAGAAGAAUCAAUCAAGUGGCAUGUGGUAGAGGAAUUAUUUUCUGGCCCUCCCGGAAAGAAAUAG
Oldenlandia corymbosa var. corymbosa is the source of this 1005-nucleotide messenger RNA. Lineage: Eukaryota; Viridiplantae; Streptophyta; Magnoliopsida; Gentianales; Rubiaceae. The record is from the annotation of a GenBank genome assembly.